GCUUCAGUUCUGACAUUCGCAUAUCUGACAGAUGCUCGUUGGGGCAGAGGUAUGUGGGGCACGUAAACAAGAAAUUGGGGCCGAGGAGCAGACUCCAUUCCAACCACAGUAGAUUAGCCAAAGAAUCGGACGGAUAGGUCAGCAGCAGGAUGCUCCGGCCAUUCUUUACGCUGCUCUACUUCCUGCUGACCAGUUCGUCCAUUGUUUUCACGGCCUGCGUCAACAAUGUUACGGGUACCAGUUCGCCAGGACCAGGGCCGAGCACUUCGCUGACCAGCGGGCACAUCCACCGCACCGCAGCGGCCAUCGAGCGGGUGAACCGAUUGUGGUGCUAUGCUUGCCACACGAUGAACGACGGGGAGGCGUGUGUGGAUGUGGCAGUUCGCAAUGACACGGCUCUGAUGAAGAAGUGCCACGGCGAGGAGUUUAUAUGCAUGGUCAAGCGCUUUUCGUACACCACCAGCACCGAGAACUCCACCAGUUCGCCCAAGAUGUGGUCCCUGGACCGUCGCUGUGCCGCCAACUGUGAGCCCGGCUGUAUUAUCAUUGGCGAAAGGACCAAACUAUAUGCCUGUACAUCCUGCUGCGAGGAGUCCUUCUGCAAUACGGGACGAGGGGCUGCCUCGGGCAUCUUCCAUCGGGAGGAUACGGGUAUCGGAACACGACUCUUUUGGCUGGCUGCCCCCUUUCUGGUCAACAUGUCCUUGGUCCUGUACAAACGGCAUGCCGGCCAUGUACUCCUCAAGCUGCAAUAGUCCCCCAGGACUCACAACACUGAAUUUAUGGGCACUCAAGCUCCCGAAGAGGCUCACAUCAAUGCCAAACUCAAUGCCAAAUCCUAGUUAAUUUUAGAUCUAACGUAUAUCUUCUGUAAUGUAGAUAGAAGGAUGUUACCGUGUGAUAAUAAAAACUGGUCUCGUCUUUUCUGAGAGCUCACACUCGA
This is a messenger RNA of Drosophila ananassae, 943 nucleotides long. RefSeq lists its product as uncharacterized. Bases 150 to 755 code for a protein of 201 amino acids. The record is from RefSeq and is a predicted model, not a curated record. Lineage: Eukaryota; Metazoa; Arthropoda; Insecta; Diptera; Drosophilidae. The transcript has 3 exons.